GAGAGUAACUAAAGGAGACACUUUUCAUGACGUAGACGUGUUGGGAGAGGAGGCUUUUUGAAAAAGGAUACGUAAUGUGUCGCAAGUUUGGAAAAUUCGAAUAAGAUUUUUAAAACGUAGUCUCCUUAGGAAACUCAUUUUAAGUGUUUCUUGGCAUGGCUGUGAAAGCUGUGCUUCCCUGGUUUGAACAUUUUGGGGACAAAAUCUGUGUGAAAUUCUGAAAACUUCCCCCGGGAAAAAGGUAACUCCUUGUGGCACUUGCAAACCCCCGUCCCCCAGUUUCCCAGUUCCCGGAUCGCAAGGCUGAGAAGAGUUCUUAAAUGAUGACAGUUACAAGAUUAUUUUGUCUUCGUUCAGGAAGUAGCCAUUCUAAACGAUUUCUGUAGUAAAUAUAUAUAAAUGAUCGCUUUUCCCCGUUUUUUUUUUAAAUUUUAAUUGAAGUAAUGAAAUAAUCUUCACUUUUCUAGCUAGGACUUCUCUCAAACUUGUGUGCUGAGGAGACUCAGAUGUUGGCCUCAGCUCCUAGGCUGAACUCAGCAGAUCGGCCCAUGAAAACUUCUGUUUUGAGACAAAGGAAAGGAUCCGGCAGAAAGCAACAUCUAUUAUCCUGGGCUUGGCAGCAAGGAAGGGGACAGGUAGUGGAAAUCCUGCAAUCCGAAAAGCAGACUGAAAGGUGACAAAGAAGCUGAAGAUGGGUGGCGGAGAGAGGUAUAACAUUCCAGCCCCUCAAUCAAGAAACGUUAGUAAGAACCAGCAACAGCUUAACAGACAGAAGACCAAGGAUCAGAAUUCCCAAAUGAAGAUUGUUCAUAAGAAAAAAGAAAGAGGACAUACUUAUACCUCAUCAGCAGCUGCACGGCAGGCCAUGCAAAAUGGGGGGAAGAACAAAAAUUUUUCAAAUAAUCAAAACUGGAACUCUAGCUUAUCAAGUCCUAGCUUACUUUUUAAGUCUCAAACUAAUCAGAACUACGCUGGAGCCAAGUUUAGUGAGCCACCAUCACCAAGUGUUCUUCCUAAACCACCAAGCCACUGGGUUCCAGUUUCCUUUAAUCCUUCUGAUAAGGAAAUAAUGACAUUUCAACUUAAAACCUUACUUAAAGUACAGGUAUAAAAUAAGAUAAAAUACUAAUGUUUAAAUUUAGUUAUAUUUAAGGGUAGUUGUCCAUUGUUCCAGACCAAAUUCACUAGGGUAUUAAUCUGUAAAACUGCUAAUUAAUGUAGAAAAUAUAGACUUCAUCUUUACCUGUUUUACAUGUUGUGUGCACUGUGUUGUAAUGAUAGUAUCAGUGCAACUUAAAAUUAACUAAAUUAUUGGUAAUUGUACUUGAUAUUGUGUUCUCAAUGGAGUAACUCUUAAAUGAAACCUGUCAAGUUUAGAUUUGGGGAAUGGUAAUCAGCUUUUCCUGUUUGUUGGGCAAAAAUACUAAUUUAAGAAUAUCAUUCAUGGAUCAGAUUUACUUGUUGAAAGCUAGUCAAUCUGAUUAUAAGCAUCCAGUUAAAAGACAUACAGGGAUUGAAAAGUAGUUGAAUAUUUGACAGUUUAAAGUCCUAGAACCACCCAAACCAGUAAUAAUGCCAACAACCUGAUGCACUGCCAAAAAGAAAAUGUGAAUUUUUCUUAGAGAAUAGUUGCAUUUUAGUAAACUGCUGGUGAAUGUGGAAAGGGCACGAGGGGCUAUCUAAUUUAGAAUGAGACCAUAUACCCCAAUGGCCGUUUUCUUUCAUGCAGUGGGUAUCCGCCAACUAAAGCACCAAAACCAUUUUUUACAGAGACAGUAUUUGGUGGUCACUGAGUAGCUUUCAAAAUACAUUUUUGUAUUACAGCACUGCAUAAGCUAUUCUGACAGUGAUCUGGUCUCAAAUCAUUCCCCGCAAAGCUUACUUAAAAGUGGGGAGCUAUAUAAUGUGAAAGUUUUAAGUACCUAGGAAAGAGCCAUGUAAAUAUAUGUAAUAAACUUGUAGCAUAUGUAAAGUUUUGUUGGCAUUUAUCCUACAAAAAUAGAAUAUUUUAGUAUGAAUUUGCUGAAUGUAAGACCAUGGACUCUGCUUUUAUACUAUGGCCUGAUUUUAAAGGUCCAAAAUAAUUUGUUUUUAAAGUUUGCCCUUGUGCUAAAGUGCCAGUGUAUGUAUAAUUGAUCUGGUUGUAAACUAUAUUUCAAAGUAAAUCCUAGUGUAAUAAGUUUAUAUAACUGUAAAGGUUUUAAGCUGCUAAAACACUUCCUAUUUUUAAGAGAUGUGAAAUGCAGUAUGGGACUGUUUUAAUUUUUCUUCCUUAAGCCCAAAGAUUAACUAUUAAAGGGUCCCUCCAACCUUAAAGAUUCAUUUUGGCUUUCAAUAACUUUUGUAAUCUAUAACGAAUAUAGUUUAGUGUACGUCAGUAUAUAUAUUUUUUGUUACUAGUCAAAGUGCAACCCAGGGGACCGUUUAUGCAAAAGAUGUAAUUUCUUGCAUAAUACCUUGUUGAUACCAUGUUUUACCUAAGUAUAACAGCUAACCCAACAGUAAAUUGCAAAUGUGUGUGGGCGAGUCAAUUUAAAGUUUCUGAUUAUAAGUGCCCUAUUCUAAUUUGGCAGCUUUUUGACAUUUUAAAGCAGAAUGGCCAAGUUGUAUUUCUCCAAGUAAACUUAGAUGAGGUAAUAAUAUUGCUCAAGUCAAAUAAUGCUAUCCUAAAUUCAAGUUUACAUAGUACUUAAUGUACACAUGUGAAUUUCAAGCAUGAAAUUAAAAUAAAAUUGCUUCUUCCC
Neomonachus schauinslandi (Hawaiian monk seal) is the source of this 2744-nucleotide messenger RNA. RefSeq names its product proline rich nuclear receptor coactivator 2 (gene PNRC2). Gene Ontology annotation, biological process: nuclear-transcribed mRNA catabolic process, nonsense-mediated decay. The transcript is spliced from 2 exons. The record is from RefSeq and is a predicted model, not a curated record. Bases 692 to 1111 code for a protein of 139 amino acids. Lineage: Eukaryota; Metazoa; Chordata; Mammalia; Carnivora; Phocidae. Gene Ontology annotation, cellular component: P-body; nucleus.